Acomys russatus (golden spiny mouse) is the source of this 3340-nucleotide messenger RNA. RefSeq names its product ankyrin repeat domain 24 (gene Ankrd24). The transcript is spliced from 20 exons. Gene Ontology annotation, molecular function: actin binding. The coding region runs from base 1 to 3117 and encodes 1038 amino acids. NCBI's taxonomy places the organism in Eukaryota, Metazoa, Chordata, Mammalia, Rodentia, Muridae. The record is from RefSeq and is a predicted model, not a curated record.
AUGAAGCAGCUGUGCCUGUGUGCAGCUGCCUCCUUCGCGCUCCGGCUCAGCCCCACCGACCUCGGCUCCUGCCCGCCCUGUGGCCCAUGCCCUAUCCCGAAACCCGCAGCCAGAGGCAGGCGCCAGGGCCAAGACUGGGGCAAAAGUGACCAGCGCCUGCUCCAGGCUGUGGAGAACAAUGAUGUGGCCAGAGUGGCCUCGUUGAUCGCCCAUAAGGGGCUGGUGCCCACAAAACUGGACCCCGAGGGCAAGUCUGCGUUCCACUUGGCUGCCAUGAAGGGCGCAGAGGGCUGUCUGGAGGUGAUGCUGGCUCAAGGUGCUGAUGUCAUGAGCGCGGAUGGAGCAGGUUACAAUGCGCUUCACCUGGCAGCCAAGUAUGGGCACCCUGAAUGCCUGAAGCAGCUUUUGGAGGCGUCCUGCGUGGUGGACAUUGAAGACAGCAGUGGGUGGACAGCCCUGCACCAUGCAGCGGCUGGUGGUUGUCUGUCCUGCUCGAAGCUGCUCUGUUCCUUUAAGGCACAUAUGAACCCCCGGGACCGGUCGGGCGCCACGCCCCUCAUCAUAGCGGCUCAGAUGUGUCACACAGAUCUGUGCCGCCUCCUCCUACAGCAGGGGGCUGCCAUAAAUGACCAGGACCUGCAAGGCAGGACAGCCUUGAUGUUGGCAUGUGAGGGGGCCAGCCCCGAGACCGUUGAAGUACUCCUGCAGGGUGGAGCCCAGCUGGGUAUCACCGAUGCACUGGGCCAGGACGCCACUCACUACGGAGCCCUGACGGGGGACAAACUCAUCUUGCAGCUUUUACAGGCGUCUGCACAGCGUCCUUCACCUCUCAGUGCCUCUUUAGAGGAUGACUCUGGAGAGGCCUCGUCUCAGAACUCAGUGUCCAGCCAUGAGAAGCGAGGGGCUCCCAAGAAGAGGAAGGCACCCCAGCCUCCGGCCAGCACACCUGUUCCUGACGAUCGGGAUGCUUAUGAGGAGAUUGUGCGCCUGAGGCAAGAGAGAGGCCGUCUCCUGCAGAAGAUCAGGGGCCUGGAACAGCACAAGGAACGGAGGCGCAGGGAGCCCUUGGAGGCAGAGGCCAGCUCAGUGCACAGCUUGGAGAGACAGGUGCAGGAGCUGCAACAGCUGCUAGCGGAGAGGCAGGAGGAGAAGGAGAGCCUGGGCCGGGAGGUAGAGAGCCUGCAGAGCCGCCUGUCCCUGCUGGAGAAUGAGAGAGAAAACACCAGCUACGACAUAGCUACCCUGCAGGAUGAAGAGGGUGAGAUGCCGGACUUUCCACGAGCUGAUGCACUGCUGUCAAAGAGUCUGAGUCCAUCAGCUGAGGAGAUAGUAGCCUCCCUACAGGAGCAGGUGGCUCAGCUCACCAGGCAGAACCAGGAGCUGCUCGAGAAGGUCCAGAUCCUUGAGGAGUUUGAGAAGGACGAGGCCCAGAUGGCGGAAGACGGUCAGCCCGAGGUGGUCCCCCUGGUCUUGUAUGACUCCUUGCGGGCGGAGCUUGAGCAGCUCCGGAGGCAGCACGCAGAGGCGAUGGAGGCACUGCGGCGGCAGCGGCAGCAGCAGGAGCCGCCCAGGGCCCAGGGAGAAGAGACAGCACAGAAGGAAAGAAAGGACAAGGGGGUCACCAUCCAGAACGGACACAGUGUCCCGGGGCUCAAUGGUGCCACGUAUCCAGAACCCACAGCAAAUGGAAUGGAACCCCACACAGGCGCCUCCGUGGGCACCGAGAACAGCGACGCCGGGGCUUCAAAAGCGGCACCCAGAGAGCCCGAGGCUGCAGCUUCACAGGCCACGGGGAAAGAUGGAGCGGCAACCGAGGCCGUGGACACUAGAGCCACUGUGGCUGAGGCCCUAGAUGUGAAAGCUGUAGGCGACAACCCUGAAAGUGAGCCGGUGGCGGUGGAAGCCACUGGAGGGAAAGAUAAUGUGGGACUGAAGGCGGACGGAGAGGAUGUGGUGCAGCCAGGGCUCACAGGACCAGGGAGUGGACAGGACAUGGAGGCCCCGGGAGUGCGGGAUAUGGCAGUUCAGGCCACAGGAGCAGAGGCCACGGCAGUGAAGACCACGGGAGUGCAGGCCACAGUGGCGGAGGUCAUAGGAGUGAAAGUCACAGGGGUGCAGGCCACGGCAACGGAAGCCACUGGAAUCAAGGCCAUCACCCUGGAGGCCACAGGAGCCGAAGCCACGGAGGAGGCAGAAAGCCCAGGAGCGCAGGCCACGGAGGCAAACGCCACAGGAGCGCAGGCCACAGCCAUGGAGGCCACGGGCACACAGGGCGGUGUGACAGAGGCCACGGGCACCCAGGCCACUGUGACAGAGGCCACGGAAGCCGAGGCCACCGGCAUGGAGGGGCCCUGCGCUGCUGCGGUCCUGCACCCGGGGGAGGCGGCGGCGGCGCUGCAGACCGAGCUGGAGACCCGGAUCCGCGGCCUGGAGGAGGCGCUGCGCCAGCGGGAGCGCGAGGCGGCGGCGGAGCUGGAGGCAGCCCGGGGUCGGUUUGCGGAGGCCGAGGCGGAGGCGGAGGAGGCGGCGCGAGGACGCAGCCGCGAGCUGGAGGCGCUUCGGGAACUGCUGGCCACGGCCACGGCCACGGGGGAGCGCGCACGCGCGGAAGCGGCGGAGCUGCGCGGGGCGCUGUCCGCCUCCGAGGCGCGGGUGGCGGAGCUGACCUCCGCCCAGGACGCGGCCCGCGAGGAGCUGGAGCGCGUGCGCGGGGCGUCGGUGCCCGCAGACGAGCACGAGCACGCCCUGGGGGCGCUGCGCGACCAGGUGACCCGGCUGCAGGCGCAGCUCGCCGAGCUGGCGCGCAGGCACGAGAGGACGAGCGCAGAGGUGUUCCAGAUCACAGAUCUGUCCAAAGAAGUCUUCGCGCUGAAGGAGGCUCUGAAAGCGCAGCAGGCAGCCCCAGCCAGCUCCAGGGAGGAGGAGGAGGAGGCCCUGCGCAGCCAGGUGACGGCCUUGCAGCAGCAGAUGGAGGAGGAGGCCUGGGAGCAUGGCGCUGUGGUGGCUUUAUACCGAACCCAUCUCCUGUAUGCCAUCCAGGGACAGAUGGACGAGGACGUACAGUGCAUUCUCAGCCAGAUCCUGCAGAUGCAGCGGCUGCAGGCGCAGGGCCGCUGAGGACAGAGCUCAGCUGUUCAGUCUCCAUUUGUCACCUCUGCAAGCUGAAGCCCCAGACACCAGCAUCCUCAGACCCCAGGGGGACGAACAGGACUGGACACACAGUGGGAGACCAGCCUGGGGCCUUAGCAAAGGUGCCCAGCUCACCCAUCAGCCCACAGCUCCCUACACUCAGGUCCUCUUAUGCCCAUCACUACCCACAUGAUGUGUUCUGACUUCCGGU